AUGGGAGUGUCUCUCACUCGCUCUUUUCUCGCUGUCGUUCAUUGUCUUAGUCUUAUUUAUUUUGCCCUAUCCCUGUAUUUUUUCAAUUUCUUUCCCUCUCUCUUCCCUUCUGCUUUUUUAAAUCUCUCUCCCUCUCUCUCUCUCUCUCUCUCUCUCUAUUUUCUCUCUCUCUAUUUUCUCUAUCUUUCCUUAUCGCUUGGUUUUAUUCCAUCUUUUUCUCCAACACUAUAUCUUUUUCUUUUUCUCCCCCUCUUUAUUAUUCUCUACUUUUAUCUCUUUCAAUUCUCUCUAUCCCUCUCAUACUCUAUCUAUGUUCUUCCCCCGUUAUCUCUCACUUUCUCACUCACUCGAUCUUUUCUCCCUGCCCUUCGUUAUGUCUAUUAUUCACUCUUUUUCUCUAUCCCUGUCUUUUUAGCUUUUUUUCCCUCUAUCGUCUUCUCUGCUUUUUCUACUUUUUCUUCUUCUCUCACUCUCUCUCCCUCUCUUCUCUCUAUCCUUCAUCUUUUUGCUUUAGUCUCUCUCUUUAUCUAUUUCUGUUUUUUCUCCCACUCUCUCUCUUCUUUUCCUUAUCUCUUAAAGUUAAUCCGUCUUUCUAUGCAACUCUCUAGGUCUUUUCUUUCUCUCCCUCCCUCUUAUUCUCUGUUUUUCUCUUUCCUCUCUCUCUCUCUCUCUCUCUUUCUUAUUCUCCCCCAGCCUCUCUCUUAA
Molecule: messenger RNA, 705 nt
Organism: Acanthosepion pharaonis
Lineage: Eukaryota; Metazoa; Mollusca; Cephalopoda; Sepiida; Sepiidae
Source: the annotation of a GenBank genome assembly